Protopolystoma xenopodis is the source of this 318-nucleotide messenger RNA. Lineage: Eukaryota; Metazoa; Platyhelminthes; Monogenea; Polystomatidea; Polystomatidae. The record is from the annotation of a GenBank genome assembly.
AUGCUCCGGUACUCGUCGAACCUCCUUUUCGCCAGCCUCGUCUGCCUCGUCUGGCUCGUCUGCUUCGCCUCGGCCGCUCCCGCCGAAGGUCUCGAAAAAGAGACGCAGACCAAAUUAUCCACCAACUGGGCCGUCAACGGGUUUCCUGGCCCUUGGAGCCACCUCAGCCCAUGGCCGGCACCUGCUUUUCCCGCCGCCGAUUGGUCAGCCGCUUCAGUUAUGCCCAACUACUUCGUCGACCAACAGGCCAUUCGCUGGGGCACCGGCCGGUACCACGGACUGCCCUACGGCUACGGGCCGGUCAUGCUGAGGCAUUGA